Camelina sativa (false flax) is the source of this 708-nucleotide messenger RNA. Lineage: Eukaryota; Viridiplantae; Streptophyta; Magnoliopsida; Brassicales; Brassicaceae. The record is from RefSeq and is a predicted model, not a curated record.
AUGUACUCGUUGAAGACAAGGUAUGAUAUUAAACUCUAUCGGUCCAAUUCUUUCUUGGUUGGUGCAAAGUGUUGCUACGUUGAUGAUGAUGGUGUUCCGUGUCCUUGGAGAGUCUAUUGCUCAUAUGAGAAGAGGAAGCAUAAGAUGCAAAUUAGAGUUUAUGUGAAUGAGCAUGUAUGUGUUAGGUCAGGGUAUUCAAAGAUGUUGAAGAGGUCUUCUAUAGCUUUCUUGUUUGAAGAAAAGCUUAGACUAAAUCCGAAGCUUACAAAAUAUGAGAUGGCUGCUGAGAUUAAGAGAGAGUAUAACUUAGAAGUAACUCCAGAUCAGUGUGCAAAGGCGAAGACCAAGAACCCUGGCUCAGAAUUUGAGAUUGAGACAGUUCCAGGGCCAGUGGUUGGAAGCAAACAGAGACCUAUCAUAGGGAUAGAUGGAGCUUUUUUAAAAUGGGAUAUAAAAGGGCAUGUUCUAGCUGCAGUUGGAAUGGAUGGGGACAAUAGGAUUGUCCCUCUUGCUUGGGCAGUUGUAGAAAUAGAAAAUGAUGAUAAUUGGGACUGGUUCUUGAGACAUCUCUCUGCAAGUUUGGGUCUGGUUACAAUGACACCUCUAGCUCUAAUUUUGGAUAAACAAUCGGGUUUAGUUAAAGCUAUCAGUAACAUCCUUCCACACGCUGAGCAUCGACAAUGUGCAAAGCACAUAAUGGAUAACUAG